This is a messenger RNA of Delphinapterus leucas (beluga whale), 10880 nucleotides long. The record is from RefSeq and is a predicted model, not a curated record. NCBI's taxonomy places the organism in Eukaryota, Metazoa, Chordata, Mammalia, Artiodactyla, Monodontidae.
UAGCGACUGCUCUGCGGUUCUCCAAAGCUCCUCCUCCCCGGAACGUGACAGUUCUUCAGCUGCCAAGGUUGGGAAGCAGGACAGGGGACACUCCUGGGGUGCAGCUCCGAGGGGAGGAAGCCGAAUUCUGGGGGCUAAAGAGGCCACGCAGGGGACCUGCUGCGCGGUGCCGAGCUGGGACCCUUUUGGCCGUCCCACUGCUGCGCAGCCUGACCCCUGUCCGGCGCGGGCCGCUGUCCACAGUGGGAGGUGCUGAAAGCAAGGAGAGGGCGCGGGGGCGGCGAGGCGGACAGCUUCUCCGAGCGCCUCCGUCCUCGCUCCUCGGUUCCUCCAGCCCUCCCCUCCUCCCGCAGCCAUGUUCCACGCGCGGGGAGGGGCUGGGGAAGGGGAGAGGGACGGGGGAUCAGGGCGGAGAGCGUCUGCUCUGCCUCAGGGAAGGAGGGGAUGAGAGUUGGGGAGAGCAGAGGGAGGAAGCGGCGGCGGCUAGCGAGGAGCCAGCGCUGGGUCCUGCAGUGGAACUCCCAGGAGCCACCAUCAUGGUGAAGAGGAAGAGCUCCGAGGGCCAAGAGCAAGACAGCGGCCGCGGCAUCCCCUUGCCCAUCCAGACCUUCCUGUGGCGGCAAACCAGUGCAUUUUUGAGGCCUAAACUGGGGAAGCAAUAUGAAGCCUCUUGUGUGUCCUUUGAACGAGUGUUGGUAGAAAACAAGCUGCAUGGCCUCUCUCCGGCCCUCUCUGAAGCCAUCCAGAGCAUUUCCAGAUGGGAACUGGUACAAGCUGCUUUGCCUCAUGUCCUGCACUGCACUGCAACCUUGCUGUCAAACAGAAACAAGCUAGGCCACCAGGAUAAACUGGGUGUCGCUGAGACAAAGCUCCUUCAUACCCUGCACUGGAUGCUCCUGGAGGCCCCCCAGGACUGCAACAGCGAGCGUUUUGGGGGCACAGACCGAGGCUCCAGCUGGGGUGGCAGCAGCAGUGCUUUCAUCCACCAGGUUGAAAACCAGGGCUCUCCAGGGCAGCCUUGCCAAAACAACUCCAAUGAUGAAGAAGAAAACAACCGAUGGAAGAUCUUCCAGAACUCCAUGGCUACUGUGGAGCUCUUUGUGUUUCUGUUUGCUCCUCUGGUACACAGAAUCAAGGAAUCUGACCUCACGUUCCGACUGGCGAGUGGGCUUGUUAUAUGGCAGCCCAUGUGGGAGCACAGACAGCCCGAAGUCUCUGGCUUCACAGCACUGGUGAAGCCCAUCAGGAACAUCAUUACAGCUAAGAGAAGCUCUCCCAUCAACAGUCAAAGUCAGACCUGUGAAUCACCAAAUCAAGACACAAGACACCGAGAGGGACUCCAGGUGGUCUCUGAAACGUUCCAGUCAGAUUCCAUCUCACCCAAGACCACCAUUUCAGGCUGCCACCGAGGAAACUCCCUUGAUGGAAGUCUGUCCUCCCAGACUUCCCAGGAAAGAGGACCAUCGCAUUCCAGGGUCUCUCUCGUGAUUCCUCCAUGCCAAAGGUCCCGCUAUGCCACCUACUUUGACGUUGCUGUUCUUCACUGCCUACUCCAGCCCCAUUGGUCUGAGGAGGGCACUCAGUGGUCUCUGAUGUACUACCUACAAAGGCUGAGACACAUGUUGGAAGAGAAGCCACAAAAGCCCACAGAGCCGGAUAUCCCUCUCCUGCCCAGACCCAGAAGUAGCUCCAUGGUGGCGGCAGCUCCCUCACUAGUGAACACACACAAAACCCAAGAUCUCACCAUGAAGUGUAAUGAAGAGGAAAAAUCUCUCAGCUCUGAGGCUUUUUCCAGAGUUUCAUUGACCAACCUACGUAGGUCUGCAGUCCCGGAUCUUUCUUCAGACCUUGGCAUGAACAUUUUUAAGAAGUUCAAGAGCCGCAAAGAAGACAGAGAGAGAAAAGGUUCCAUCCCAUUCCACCAUGCGGGGAAGAGGCGGCCUCGGAGAAUGGGAGUGCCAUUCCUGCUGCACGAGGACCACCUGGAUGUGUCCCCCACCUGCAGCGCAUUCUCCUUCGGAAGUUUCUCCGGGCUUGGAGAAGACAGGCGAGGCAUGGAAAAAGGAGGCUGGCAAACCACCAUUUUAGGGAAAUUUACCCGGCGGGGCAGCUCGGACGCGGCCACUGAGAUGGAGAGCCUGAGCGGCAGGCACUCCCACUCUCAUCACACACUGGUGAGCGACCUGCCGGACCACUCCAACAGCCAUGGGGAAAACACCGUCAAGGAAGUGCGAUCCCAGAUCUCCACUAUCACAGUUGCAACCUUCAAUACCACAUUGGCGUCAUUUAACGUAGGCUAUGCAGACUUUUUCAGUGAGCAUAUGAGGAAGCUCUGUAACCAGGUGCCUAUACCUGAGAUGCCACAUGAACCCCUGGCAUGUGCAAACCUGCCUCGAAGCCUCACAGACUCCUGCAUAAACUACAGCUACUUGGAAGACACAGAACAUAUUGAUGGGACCAAUAACUUUGUCCACAAGAAUGGCAUGCUUGAUCUUUCUGUGGUUCUGAGGGCUGUUUAUCUUGUCCUUAACCAUGACAUCAGUUCUCGCAUCUGCGAUGUGGCACUGAACAUCGUGGAAUGCUUGCUUCAACUUGGUGUGGUGCCCUGUGUAGAAAAGAACAGAAAGAAGAGUGAAAACAAGGACAAUGUGACUGUGGAAAAAAGACCAAGUGAGGGAACGUUCCAGUUCAAAGGAGUAUCUGGAAGUUCCACCUCUGGAUUUGGGGGCCCUUCAGUUAGUGGAGCUGGAGAUGGAGGAGGAGAAGAAGGAAGAGGUGGUAAUGGAGGAGGUGGAGGAGGUGAUGGAGGUGGAGGUGGAGGAGGCCCCCAUGAGAAGAAUGAUAAGAACCAAGAGAAGGAUGAAAGUACGCCUGUCAGCAACCAUAGGCUUGCUCUAACCAUGCUCAUCAAAAUAGUGAAGUCUCUGGGAUGUGCCUAUGGUUGCGGAGAAGGACACCGAGGGCUCUCUGGGGAUCGUCUGAGACACCAGGUAUUCCGGGAGAAUGCCCAGAACUGCCUCACUAAGUUAUACAAGCUAGAUAAGAUGCAAUUCCGACAAACCAUGAGGGACUAUGUGAACAAAGACUCUCUCAAUAACGUAGUGGACUUCUUGCAUGCUUUGCUAGGAUUUUGUAUGGAGCCGGUCACUGACAACAAGGCUGGGUUUGGAAACAACUUCACCACGGUGGACAACAAAUCCACAGCCCAAAAUGUGGAGGGCAUCAUCGUCAGCGCCAUGUUUAAAUCCCUCAUCACACGCUGCGCUUCAACUACGCAUGAAUUGCACAGCCCUGAGAAUCUGGGGCUGUAUUGUGACAUCCGUCAGCUGGUCCAGUUUAUCAAAGAGGCCCAUGGGAAUGUCUUCAGGAGAGUGGCCCUCAGUGCUUUGCUUGAUAGUGCUGAGAAGUUGGCACCAGGGAAAAAGGUGGAGGAAAAUGAACCAGAAUCUAAGCCUGGAGGUGGUAAAAGGUCAGAGGCAGGAAGCAUUGUGGAUAAAGGCCAGGUGACCUCUGCACCUGAGGAAUGUCGCAGCUUCAUGUCCGGUCGCCCCUCACAGACUCCAGAGCACGAUGAACAAAUGCAAGGGGGCAACAUGGGGCGGAAAGAUUUCUGGCGCAAGAUGUUCAAAUCCCAGAGUGCGGCAAGUGACACCAGCAGCCAGUCUGAGCAGGACACUUCAGAAUGCACCACUGCUCACUCGGGGACCACCUCUGACCGGCGCACCCGCUCUCGGUCACGUAGAAUUUCCCUCCGAAAGAAGCUUAAACUCCCCAUAGGAAACUGGCUGAAACGAUCCUCCCUCUCAGGCCUGGCAGAUGGUGUGGAGGACCUCCUGGACAUCAGCUCUGUGGACCGCCUCUCUUUCAUCAGGCAAAGCUCCAAGGUCAAAUUCACCAGUGCUGUAAAGCUUUCUGAAGGUGGACCAGGGAGUGGAAUGGAAAACGGGAGAGACGAAGAGGAGAAUUUCUUCAAGCGUCUUGGUUGCCACAGUUUUGAUGACCAUCUGUCUUCCAACCAAGAUGGCGGAAAAAGCAAAAACGUGGUGAAUCUUGGAGCAAUCCGACAAGGAAUGAAGCGCUUUCAGUUUCUGUUAAACUGCUGUGAGCCAGGGACAAUUCCUGAUGCAUCGAUCUUGGCAGCCGCCUUGGAUCUUGAAGCGCCUGUAGUAGCCAGAGCAGCGCUGUUCCUGGAAUGUGCCCGUUUUGUUUACCGCUGCAACCGUGGCAACUGGCCAGAGUGGAUGAAAGGGCAUCAUGUGAAUAUCACCAAGAAAGGCCUUUCCAGGGGACGGUCUCCCAUUGUGGGCAACAAGCGGAACCAGAAGCUGCAGUGGAACGCUGCCAAGCUCUUCUACCAAUGGGGAGACGCAAUUGGCGUCCGGUUGAAUGAGCUGUGCCAUGGGGAAAGUGAGAGCCCAGCCAACCUGCUGGGUCUCAUUUAUGAUGAGGAGACCAAGAGGAGACUGAGAAAGGAGGAUGAUGAGGAAGACUUUUUAGAUGACAGUACUGUGAACCCGUCUAAAUGUGGCUGCCCCUUUGCCUUGAAGAUGGCAGCAUGCCAGCUUCUCCUGGAGAUUACCACCUUCCUGCGAGAGACCUUUUCUUGCCUGCCCAGACCACGCACUGAGCCUCUGAUGGACUUGGAGAGCUGCCGACUUCGUUUGGAUCCUGAGUUGGACCGGCACAGAUAUGAGAGGAAGAUCAGCUUUGCUGGUGUCCUGGAUGAAAAUGAAGACUCAAAAGAUUCCCUUCACAGUAGUAGCCACACCCUCAAAUCAGAUGCAGGUGUUGAGGAGAAGAAAGUUCCCAGCAGGAAGAUCAGGAUAGGAGGUUCCCGCCUGCUCCAGAUUAAAGGAACCCGCAGUUUCCAGGUGAAGAAGGGGGGUUCCUUGUCCAGCAUUCGCCGGGUCGGCAGCUUAAAGAGCAGCAAGUUAUCACGGCAGGACUCAGAGUCUGAGGCUGAGAAGCUGCAGCUGUCCCAGAGCAGGGACACUGUCACUGACCUAGAAGGGAGUCCUUGGAGUGCAAGUGAGCCCAGCAUUGAGCCAGAGGGAAUGAGUACAGCCAGCACGGAGGAAAAUUACCACAGGAACAUGUCAUGGCUUCAUGUCAUGAUCUUGCUGUGCAAUCAGCAAAGCUUCAUCUGCACCCACGUUGACUACUGCCACCCUCACUGCUACCUGCACCACAGCCGCUCCUGUGCCCGGCUCGUCAGGGCCAUUAAGCUGCUCUAUGGAGACUCUGUGGACUCCCUCCGAGAGAGCAGCAGCGUCAGCAACGUGGCUCUCCGGGGCAAGAAGCAGAAAGAGUGCUCAGAUAAAUCAUGCCUGAGGACACCUUCGCUGAAAAAGAGAGUUUCAGAUGCCAACCUAGAGGGGAAAAAGGACUCUGGAAUGCUGAAAUACAUCAGACUACAGGUGAUGAGCCUGUCGCCUGCUCCCUUAUCUCUGCUAAUCAAGGCAGCACCAAUUCUGACGGAGGAGAUGUAUGGAGACAUCCAGCCAGCUGCCUGGGAGCUCCUGCUCAGCAUGGAUGAGCACAUGGCAGGGGCAGCAGGUAAAGAAAGACCACCUGGGACUCUGAUCCCGCCUCCCAGUAUAAACUUCACCCUGCCCUCCCCAGUGCUUGGAAUGCCAUCUGUCCCGAUGUUUGACCCCCCUUGGGUCCCUCAGUGCAGCGGGAGUGUCCAGGACCCCAUUAAUGAAGACCAGUCUAAAUCCUUUUCAGCCCGGGCUGUGUCCCGCUCCCAUCAAAGGGCAGAACACAUCUUAAAGAACUUGCAACAGGAGGAAGAGAAGAAACGUCUUGGUCGAGAAGCCAGCCUCAUCACUGCCAUCCCCAUCACCCAGGAGGCUUGCUACGAGCCCACCUGCACACCCAACUCAGAGCCAGAAGAAGAAGUAGAAGAAGUCACCAAUCUGGCAGCCCGUCGACUGUCUGUGAGUCCAUCCUGUACCUCCAGCACUUCCCACAGGAAUUAUUCCUUCCGCCGAGGGUCAGUCUGGUCAGUGCGUUCAGCUGUCAGUGCUGAAGAUGAGGAGCACACCACCGAACACAUGCCCAGCCCCCACGUGCCUCAGCCCCCGCAGGCUGUGUUCCCGGCAUGCAUCUGUGCAGCAGUGCUCCCCAUUGUCCACCUGAUGGAGGAUGGUGAGGUGCGGGAAGAUGGAGUAGCAGUGAGUGCUGUGGCCCAGCAAGUCUUAUGGAAUUGUCUAAUUGAAGAUCCAUCAACAGUUCUUCGACAUUUCCUGGAAAAACUGACCAUCAGCAAUAGACAAGAUGAGUUAAUGUACAUGCUGCGCAAACUUCUCCUGAAUAUCGGAGACUUUCCUGCUCAGACCUCUCACAUCCUAUUCAACUACUUGGUAGGAUUAAUCAUGUACUUCGUGCGGACCCCCUGCGAGUGGGGGAUGGAUGCCAUUUCAGCCACUCUGACUUUCCUGUGGGAGGUGGUCGGUUACGUAGAAGGCCUGUUCUUCAAGGAUCUGAAGCAGACCAUGAAGAAGGAGCAAUGUGAGGUCAAGCUCCUGGUGACCGCUUCAAUGCCAGGUACCAAGACCUUGGUAGUUCAUGGACAGAAUGAGUGUGAUAUCCCAACCCAGUUACCAGUCCAUGAAGAUACUCAAUUUGAAGCCCUGUUAAAGGAGUGUCUGGAGUUUUUUAAUAUCCCAGAAUCCCAGUCUACACAUUACUUUCUCAUGGAUAAACGAUGGAACCUUAUCCACUACAAUAAGACCUAUGUUCGGGAUAUUUACCCUUUUAGGAGAUCCGUGUCUCCACAGCUGAACCUUGUACAUAUGCAUCCAGAGAAAGGACAGGAGCUCAUUCAGAAACAGGUAUUCACUCGGAAGCUGGAGGAAGUGGGGAGGGUUUUGUUUCUCAUCUCCCUCACCCAGAAGAUCCCCACAGCCCACAAGCAGUCUCACGUCUCCAUGCUCCAGGAAGACCUCCUCCGACUGCCCUCAUUCCCUCGAAGUGCUAUUGACGCAGAGUUUUCACUCUUCAGUGAUCCUCAAGCUGGGAAGGAGCUGUUUGGCCUCGACACUCUUCAGAAAAGCUUGUGGAUCCAGCUCCUGGAGGAGAUGUUCCUGGGCAUGCCGAGCGAGUUUCCCUGGGGAGAUGAAAUCAUGCUUUUCCUCAACGUUUUUAACGGGGCUCUGAUCCUGCACCCAGAAGACAGUGCCCUGCUCAGGCAGUACGCGGCCACCGUCAUCAACAGCGCUGUGCACUUCAAUCACCUCUUCUCCCUCAGCGGCUACCAGUGGAUUCUGCCCACCAUGCUGCAGGUGUACUCUGACUAUGAAAGCAAUCCCCAGUUGCGUCAAGCCAUUGAAUUCGCCUGCCAUCAGUUCUACAUUCUACACCGGAAGCCCUUUGUGCUCCAGCUGUUUGCAAGUGUGGCCCCUCUCCUGGAGUUUCCUGAUGCUGCCAAUACUGGGUCCAGCAAAGGCGUGUCAGCUCAGUGCCUGUUUGACUUGCUGCAGUCGCUGGAGGGGGAGACCACGGACAUCCUAGACAUCUUAGAGCUGGUUAAAGCUGAGAAGCCUCUUAAGUCAUUAGAUUUCUGCUAUGGAAAUGAAGACCUGACUUUCUCUAUAAGUGAAGCCAUUAAGCUCUGUGUUACUGUGGUGGCAUAUGCUCCUGAGUCAUUCAGAAGUCUUCAGAUGCUGAUGGUCUUGGAAGCUUUGGUGCCAUGUUACCUACAAAAGCUAAAGAGGCAAACGUCACAAGUGGAGACAGGACCCGCUGCCCGAGAGGAGAUCGCCUCCAUGGCUGCUCUUGCGACAUCCCUGCAGGCCCUUUUAUACAGCGUAGAGGUCCUCACCAGGCCCAUGACGGCCCCCCAGAUGAGCAGGUGUGACCAGGGUCAUAAAGGGGCAACCACAGCCAACCACACCAUGUCGUCUGGGAUGACUACCAGGUACCAGGAACAAGGCGCCAAACUGCACUUUAUCAGAGAAAACCUGCACUUACUGGAGGAAGGGCAGGGCCUUCCCAGAGAGGAACUAGAUGAACGGCUUGCUCGGGAGGAGUUCAGAAGACCCCGGGAGUCACUGCUGAACAUCUGCACCGAGUUCUACAAGCACUGCGGGCCCAGGCUGAAGAUCUUGCAAAACCUGGCCGGGGAACCGCGGGUCACUGCCCUGGAGUUGUUGGACGUGAAGUCCCACAUGAGGUUGGCAGAAAUUGCACACUCCCUUCUGAAGUUGGCACCAUACGACACCCAGACAAUGGAGAGCCGUGGGCUUCGACGCUACAUCAUGGAGAUGCUCCCUAUCACCGACUGGACAGCCGAGGCAGUGAGGCCGGCCCUUAUCCUCAUUUUAAAGAGAUUGGAUAGGAUGUUCAACAAAAUUCAUAAGAUGCCUACUUUGAGGCGACAGGUUGAGUGGGAGCCUGCCAGCAAUUUGAUUGAAGGGGUUUGUUUGACACUUCAGAGGCAGCCAAUCAUAUCCUUCCUGCCUCACCUUAGGUCACUGAUCAAUGUCUGUGUCAAUCUGGUGAUGGGAGUGGUAGGACCCUCCAGUGUUGCUGAUGGAUUACCCCUUCUUCAUCUCAGCCCUUAUCUCUCACCACCUCUGCCCUUCAGCACAGCUGUUGUCCGGCUUGUAGCAUUGCAGAUACAGGCUUUAAAAGAAGAUUUUCCUUUAAGCCAUGUGAUCUCCCCAUUCACCAAUCAAGAGCGAAGGGAGGGGAUGCUUUUAAAUCUGCUCAUCCCAUUUGUGCUCACAGUAGGAUCUGGAAGCAAAGAUAGCCCAUGGCUGGAGCAGCCUGAGGUGCAGCUGCUACUGCAGACAGUCAUUAAUGUGCUCCUGCCUCCACGGAUCAUCAGCACGUCCAGAAGCAAGAGCUUCAUGUUGGAGAGCUCCCCCGCUCACUGCUCCACCCCCGGGGAUGCAGGCAAAGACCUGCGCAGGGAAGGGCUGGCAGAGCCCACCAGCCAAGCAGCAUACUUGGCGCUGAAGGUGAUUCUCGUCUGCUUUGAGAGGCAGCUCGGCAGCCAGUGGUACUGGCUGAGCCUCCAGGUGAAGGAGAUGGCCCUGAGGAAGGUCGGCGGCCUGGCCCUGUGGGACUUCCUCGACUUCAUCGUGCGGACCCGCAUCCCCAUCUUCGUGCUCUUGCGCCCUUUCAUCCAGUGCAAGCUUCUGGCCCAACCAGCAGAGAACCACGAAGAGCUUUCUGCCCGACAACAUAUCGCUGACCAGCUGGAACGGCGUUUCAUUCCACGCCCUCUGUGUAAGAGCUCCCUCAUUGCUGAGUUCAAUAGUGAACUAAAAAUUCUAAAAGAGGCAGUUCACAGUGGAUCAGCCUACCAAGGGAAGACAUCCAUCAGCACCGUGGGUACCUCCACCUCUGCUUACCGCCUGAGCCUGGCCACCAUGUCACGCUCCAACACAGGCACCGGCACAGUCUGGGAGCAGGACAGUGAGCCGUCCCAGCAGGCUUCACAGGACACCCUGAGUCGAACUGAUGAGGAAGAUGAGGAAAAUGACUCUGUCAGCAUGCCCAGUGUGGUAAGUGAACAAGAAGCUUACCUCCUGAGUGCCAUUGGAAGGAGGCGGUUCUCCAGCCAUGUCUCCAGCAUGUCUGCACCUCAGGCUGAGGUGGGCAUGUUACCCAGCCAAAGUGAACCUAAUGUCCUCGAUGACUCCCAGGGCCUGGCCGCCGAGGGCAGCCUCUCUAGGGUGGCAAGUGUGCAGAGUGAACCUGGCCAGCAGAACCUCCACACUCAGCAGCCGCUGGGGAGGAAGAGGGGCCUGAGGCAGCUAAGACGUCCUCUACUAUCACGUCAGAAGACUCAGACUGAACCCAGAAACCGCCAUGGGGCUCGGCUGUCAACCACCCGCAGGAGCAUUCAACCUAAAACGAAGCCAUCCGCGGAUCAGAAACGAUCUGUGACCUUCAUUGAGGCUCAGGCAGAGCCAGGCGGUGCCCCAACAGACAUGCUUCCUGCCACAGGCCAGCCACAGGGCUGCGGCCCAGCCCCAUCCAGGAAACCAGACGGAAUGGACAAACCAGUGCUCACGUCUUCCCCCGCCAUUGUUGUUGCUGACCUUCACAGCCUGUCUCCCAAGCAGGGUGAAAGCCUCCCAGCUGAAGAAGGAGAAAAGGAGGAGGACACAGAAAUACAAGGUGCUACAGCACAUAGCCUCCUCUCUACUCAACUCUCAGACCCUGAUGACUUCACAGGCCUUGAGACAUCCAUCCUCCUACAGCAUGGAGACACUGUACUUCACAUCAGUGAGGAAAAUGGCAUGGAGAACCCCCUCCUGUCCAGUCAGUUCCCUUUUACUCCCACUGAGCUAGGGGAGACUGAGGUAGACCUAGAUGAGUCUCAUGUUUAAUUCUGUACCUUUUAAGAGUUGUAGGUGUAGACAAGAUGUGGAAGGGAUCACUUUGCUAAAAGUUGAAAACUUGCUUGGAAAAGAUGAAAACAUAGCACUUUACACUCAAUGGGUAGCACAAAUCCCAGUGGAUUUUGCUGUCGAUGUGCAUAUUGUUUCAUAAACAUCUUUUAAAAGUCAAUGGCUAAGAUGGUUUGGUUGUGUGAAGACCAUAAAAUCUAGGGAGGAAUAAAGGGAAAGAGCCAUUUAACUGCACAUUGUUUAUGAUUCAAGAAGCCUUGAGCAGUUGAAAAUGUAUACUGUUACAGAGCUGCUUACCUAGGAAUAUUAACAAAUAAUGUGGUCUAAAAAGAGAAAGCAAUUUUUUGAGGUUACAUUAUACAUCUCAUGCAAAUGUUUAUUUUUCUAAUUUCAAAAUCAUUAAAUCAGGUGGCUGUACAAGUAGCAAUUUAUAUAAAAGUAAUCAAUAAGGAAAAUAUUAGUUUGGGGAAACUUGAUAGCAAAUAAGCCUGCAGCCAUUUUUUUUUUUUUUUU